AUGAACCUCAUAUUGCUUUUCCUGGUCUGUGUCGGGCUGUCGAGUUGCCAAACGUCGGAUACCGCGCCAGAAGGGGGUAAGCAGAAGGGGCUCAUCGACUGGAUUAACAAUCUAAUAGGAGCUGGAACGACCACGCCGCGGCCUACCACACUCAAGCCUUCAAACGACCCGCCGAAAGAAUGCCCCACGUGCCAAUGCGGAAUCGCGCGCACCCACCGGCGCAUCGUGGGCGGUGUGGAGACCAAAGAGAAGGAGUACCCUUGGAUCUGCGUGCUGCUGUACGGGGGACGGUUCUACUGCGGCUGUUCUCUCAUCUCCGACCUCUACGUGCUGACGGCCGCCCAUUGCACCGCCGGAUUCCGUAAGGAGCGGAUUACCGUCCGAUUCCUAGAGCACGAUCGUACCAUUGCGAAUGAGACGAAAACCAUAGACAGGAAAGUGGCCGCCAUAAUACGCCACGCGCGGUACAACCCCGGCACAUAUGACAACGACAUCGCCAUGUUGAAAGUCGACGAGAGGCUGGACUUGAGCAAGGUGAUCAAGAAGCUUCGCGAUGACGGCGAAGACGAACCGGAGCGGGGUGUGGGCACCGUUUGCCUACCGGAGGAGGGCGCCUCCUUCACGGGCCAGAACGCCACGGUCGCCGGCUGGGGCACCACCGAGGAGGGCGGCUCCGUCUCCAACGUCCUUAGGGAGGUGACGGUACCGAUAAUAUCGAACGACGACUGCCGCAUGUCCAACUACAAGGACCGCAUAACCGAGAACAUGCUGUGCGCGGGCAUCGACGAGGGCGGGAAGGACGCGUGCCAAGGCGACUCCGGCGGCCCCCUGCACGUCUUCAACAACGCCACCAACACGUGGCAGGUGGCAGGUAGAAACAGGGCGUAUGAGUUCUUAUCGAACGAGAAUUUCAGGUGUUGUGUCCUGGGGAGAAGGGUGUGCAAGGCCUCGGACACCUGGCGUGUACAGUCGCGU
Molecule: messenger RNA, 975 nt
Organism: Iphiclides podalirius (scarce swallowtail)
Lineage: Eukaryota; Metazoa; Arthropoda; Insecta; Lepidoptera; Papilionidae
Source: the annotation of a GenBank genome assembly